Messenger RNA from Rotaria sp. Silwood1, 825 nucleotides. The record is from the annotation of a GenBank genome assembly. NCBI's taxonomy places the organism in Eukaryota, Metazoa, Rotifera, Eurotatoria, Philodinida, Philodinidae.
AUGUUAUCAGAAACACAAGUGACGAGUGAUACAAAUUUACAUCAACAUGAAUCAAAAUCAUCAUUAUUACAACUUGUUUCAUCUAUAAAUUCCGAUAAUCUUUUAAAAUAUCGGUCAGAAAAAAAUAUAUUAACAAAGAAAAGAAAUUAUAAUAAUUUACUUCGAAAUUCUCUAGAAUCGAUUAAUGAUAAUUAUCAAAAAUGUUCAAAUAAUAAUUUAAUUAUUACACAUUUUCCCAUAGCAAAUACACCACAAGAUUCAAUACUAAUCACUAAAACAUCAUCGUGUCAAUUACCAGCAGUUCCUAAACAAGUUGAUACAUUUAUUCAUCGUCUUGUCAAUAAAUUUUUUUUAAUGACAAAUAAAAAUCCAAAUGAGAAUAAAAUUUAUCCUAAGAAACAGAUUAAACGAAAACAAAUGAAUAAGAAAUUAAAUACAAGAAAUUUAUCUGAUGAUAGUCAUACUUUUUUAAAUAUUAUUUCAAAAAAAAGACGAAGAACACAACGAAAACAUUCAAAAAUGAUAACAAAUAAUAAUCAACAUUGUACUGUAUGUCGAAAAUAUCGAAAUAAUUUUUCAGUGGUACCAAUAAAUAAAAUACAAGUUUCACCUACAGAUUAUACUGCGGAAUCAUCUAAGAUUACUAAUACUAAUGCGAUAGCAAAUCGAAAAACUUGCUCAAUGUUAACGAGUGAACCAUUGAUAUCAUUAUCUAAGAUUCAAUUAGAAAAAAUACGAACAUUAAAUGAAUCACAAUGUCAAGCAAUUGCUUCAGCAGUUGAACGUAUUUUUGAUAUAUUAAUUUCAAAUUAUCAACUUGUAUGA